Betta splendens (Siamese fighting fish) is the source of this 1368-nucleotide messenger RNA. RefSeq names its product mitotic arrest deficient 2 like 2 (gene mad2l2). The coding region runs from base 316 to 948 and encodes 210 amino acids. NCBI's taxonomy places the organism in Eukaryota, Metazoa, Chordata, Actinopteri, Anabantiformes, Osphronemidae. The transcript is spliced from 8 exons. The record is from RefSeq and is a predicted model, not a curated record. Gene Ontology annotation, cellular component: zeta DNA polymerase complex.
GGACGCUGGCGGCCUGUAAACAGUAGUGACGUCAAUGUCAUGCGCAUUGAAGCUGUGAAAUAAGGUACCAAGGAGGACGUUUCGUGGAUUGUUUAUACGUAAAACUUGAUAAAAAUUACGAUUCCGUAUUUUUUAUUUUCAUAUUUUAAGUGAGUGUCUUCUUUGAUGACGGGCAUAGAUAAGGGAAUGUCGAUGAAAUAAAAACGCCUCAGCGACUGCCUGAUGCAGCUUUGUUAAAUAGCGUUUGGUUGGCUUUAGCUUUUUAAAAUUAGCUUUUUAAAAAAGGCGAUAUAACGUCGUUUGAAUGAGCAAAACAUGACAACGAUAACAAGGCAAGACCUCAAUUUUGGACAAGUGGUUGCUGACAUCCUGUGUGAGUUCCUGGAGGUCGCCAUUCAUCUCAUCUUGUAUGUCCGUGAAGUUUAUCCCUCUGGAAUAUUUCAGAAGAGAAAGAAAUACAAUGUGCCAGUGCAGAUGUCGUGUCACCCAGAGUUGAAUCAGUACAUCCAAGAUACACUGCAUUGUGUGAAGCCACUUAUUGAGAAGAAUGAUGCAGAGAAGGUAGUAGUGGUCAUCACGGACAAAGAACACCGACCAGUAGAACGAUUUGUGUUUGAAAUUUCCCAACCUCCACUUUUAUCUAUCAGCUCUGACACGUUACUAUCACAUGUGGAGCAGCUGCUAAGAGCGUUUCUCCUGAAGAUCAGUGUGUGUGAUGCUGUUUUAAUUAAUAACCCGCCAGGAUGUUCAUUUACAGUACUAGUACAUACCAGAGAUGCUGCUACACGCAACAUGGAAAAGGUUCAAGUCAUAAAGGAUUUCCCAUGGAUUGUUGCUGAUGAGCAGGAGGUUCACAUGCAGGAGCCUAGACUUAUACCACUGAAGACCAUGACGUCUGACAUAGUGAAAAUGCAGUUGUAUGUCGAAGAGAGAGCACAGAAAUCAUAGGUCGUCAGAAACCAGGGGUGCUGUGGCACCCGUCACUCUACACUGAAUAAUGAGGAUGUACAUUAAAGUCUCUCAGAGCUGGAACAGUGUGAAAGAUGAAUGUCUGCAUGGAUUAAUCAUGACAGAUACUGUCUUUUGAUUUAAACAUGGAUGAACUGUUAUUUUGGCUGACAUAAGAAAUAUCCACACUGCUCCAGGCCUCUGACUGAUACACAUCCCAUGCCAAUAUGAACUAACAUGAUUGGAUUGUUGUCAUAUAUUAUUUUUAAUGCAUAGUUUGAACACAGACCAUGGAAAGUAAAACGUACUAGUAAAAUUAGUUUCUUUUCACGGUAGCAUCAGGACUAUUCAGUUUUUACUUCAGAUAAGCCUGAUUGAAUAUGUUGUUAAAUUGUAAUAAAAGUAUUUUUAAGCUUCAAA